GCCGGAGGCUCUGCAUGUCCGAAGCCCUGGCUGCCGCAAUCCGGAGCCGUGCACCAGAUACUAACCCUUUGCCUCCCCGUUGCCUAUCCCCACCCUCCCGGGGCUGUGAUUGGCGUGAGCAGCUGGGGCUCGCCCAGCACUGGGCCGCGGGGACGGAGGAAGAAGCCAGCCUGGCCUGGGAGCAGAGCCGGGGAAGGGUGGGGAGGAGCCGCGUGUGCCCGGCUGCCCGCGGGAGCCGGCAUGGCGCGUUGCUGAGCGCCUCGGGGGAGCCAUGCUGUCCAGGAAAGGGAUCAUCCCCGAGGAGUAUGUGCUGACCCGCCUCGCCGAGGAUGUCCCGGAGCACUCCCGCUACCGCGCCCGGGAGCGGCGGGCCAGGUUCGUGGGGAAGAACGGCACCUGCAACGUGGCCCACAAGAACAUCCGGGAGCAGGGCCGCUUCCUGCAGGACGUCUUCACCACCCUGGUGGACCUCAAGUGGCCGCACACGCUGAUCAUCUUCACCAUGACCUUCCUGUGCAGCUGGCUGCUCUUCGGCAUGACCUGGUGGCUGAUCGCCUUCGCCCACGGGGAUCUGGACCACAGCACCCAGCUGCAGGCAGGGGGUAGCCGGGGGGCUGGGGAGGAGGCCGGGGGGUUCGUGCCCUGUGUGACCAGCAUCCACUCCUUCACCUCCGCCUUCCUCUUCUCCAUCGAGGUGCAGGUGACCAUCGGCUUCGGGGGCCGCAUGGUGACCGAGGAGUGCCCGGCUGCCAUCCUGGUGCUGAUCGUGCAGAACAUCGUGGGGCUGGUGAUCAACGCCAUCAUGCUGGGCUGCAUCUUCAUGAAGACAGCUCAGGCGCACCGCCGGGCCGAGACCCUCAUCUUCAGCAAGCAUGCGGUGAUUGCCCUGCGGGAGGGCAGGCUCUGCUUCAUGCUGCGGGUGGGUGACCUGCGCAAGAGCAUGAUCAUCAGCGCCACCAUCCGCAUGCAGGUGGUGAAGAAGACCACCAGCCAGGAGGGCGAGGUGGUGCCCCUCAACCAGAUAGACAUCCAGAUGGAGAACCCAGUGGGGGGAAGCAACAUCUUCCUGGUCUCCCCGCUCCUCAUCUACCAUGUGAUAGACAAGAACAGCCCCCUCUACGACAUCUCCCCCCUACACCUCAACCACCACGAGGACCUAGAAGUCAUCGUCAUCUUGGAAGGGGUGGUGGAGACCACUGGCAUCACCACCCAAGCCAGGACCUCCUACCUGGCCGAUGAAAUCCUCUGGGGCCAAAGGUUUGUGCCCAUCGUGGCCGAGGAAGAUGGUAGGUACUCAGUGGACUACUCUAAGUUUGGCAACACGGUGAAAGUGCCCACCCCUUCUUGCACUGCCAGGCAACUGGAGGAAGACAGGAGCAUCAUAGACUCCAUCCCAUUGUCACCUAAAAGCACCAGUAGGAAGAGGUCUUUCAGGUUGAAGCCCAAAUUUACCAUAACUGAUGAGCCUUCCUGACACCGUUUUAGAGGAAAGAUGCAAUAAACAAGAACACUGAGAUAGCCUCUUAUUUUUUUUAGCCAGGUUGGUAGCACAAGGAUUUGGCCUACAUGAGAAGCAAUUUAAGCAACGCUACCAUGCAAGUGCCCAUGAUUCUUCUUCCCUCGAGGGAAUCUGUAUUACUCAAGCUACACGGAGUCUCUUUGUUUUCUGUGAGAUGAGGAGAGCGAAGCUGGGAGGAGGAGCUUGCUGUUACUGAACUGUUUUCAGGACCAUCUUUUGUGUAUAUUUGCAGGAAACCUCCUAGUUUUCUCCAGGGUUGGAGUAACAGAUGCCAAAGAAAGGAAUCUCAAGGAUGAGAAUGAAAAAAAAAGGAAUCACAAAAUAAUGGUUUCUGUGGCUUUAACCAAGGUUUUCAUGAAUUUAACCAAGACUUUCAUAAAUCUGUUUUCAGUUUUUAUUUUUCUUAGUUUAAAUUCUCCUGUUCUUUAGAGGUUUUAAACACACAAAAAAGAAAUUUCAGAGUCAAAAAUCA
Molecule: messenger RNA, 1991 nt
Organism: Mauremys mutica (yellowpond turtle)
Lineage: Eukaryota; Metazoa; Chordata; Testudines; Geoemydidae
Gene: KCNJ11
Product: potassium inwardly rectifying channel subfamily J member 11
Exons: 2
Coding region: 272-1474 (400 amino acids)
Biological process (GO): regulation of monoatomic ion transmembrane transport; potassium ion import across plasma membrane
Cellular component (GO): plasma membrane
Molecular function (GO): ATP-activated inward rectifier potassium channel activity
Source: RefSeq, a predicted model, not a curated record